Molecule: messenger RNA, 1963 nt
Organism: Danio aesculapii
Lineage: Eukaryota; Metazoa; Chordata; Actinopteri; Cypriniformes; Danionidae
Gene: ap1m3
Product: adaptor related protein complex 1 subunit mu 3
Exons: 12
Coding region: 139-1410 (423 amino acids)
Biological process (GO): vesicle-mediated transport; intracellular protein transport
Cellular component (GO): clathrin adaptor complex; clathrin-coated vesicle
Molecular function (GO): clathrin-cargo adaptor activity
Source: RefSeq, a predicted model, not a curated record
GACGCCUACAAACCCGGAAGACUCGCGUGUCAGGGAUGGGGAAGAUCUUUCGGCAUUUCAGCUAAUUAAACUUUAGCAAAAUUUGCAAAACUUCGACACCUGUCAGUUAGUUCUUGUCGUCCAACACCUUUGACGAGGAUGGCUGCGUCCGCGAUCUUCAUCCUGGACCUGAAAGGCAAGGUGCUUAUAUGUCGGAACUACAUGGGCAACAUUGACAUGAGCGUGAUUGACAACUUCAUGCCCAUAAUGAUGAAGAGAGAGGAAGAAGCAGAGUUGUCGCCAGUUGUUAUUCACGGCCCGACGCAUUUCCUCUGGAUCAAGCACAGCAACCUGUACUUGGUUGCGAUGACAAAGAAAAACACCAAUGCUGCUCUUGUAUACUCCUUCCUGUACAAAUUAGUGGAGGUUUUCACUGAAUAUUUCAAGUCACUGGAAGAAGAGAGCAUUAGAGACAAUUUCGUGACAGUAUAUGAGCUAAUGGAUGAAGUCAUGGACUUUGGAUUCCCUCAAACCACUGACAGCAAGAUCUUGCUAGAGUAUAUCACCCAGCAGGGGCACAAGCUGGAGGUGGGCGCACCACGACCCCCUGCUACAGUGACCAAUGCUGUGUCCUGGAGGUCAGAGGGCAUCAAGUACAGGAAAAAUGAAGUCUUUAUGGAUGUCAUUGAGUCUGUCAAUCUUUUGGUCAGUGCUACGGGCAGCGUUCUGCGGAGUGAGAUUUUGGGAUGCAUCAAACUCAAAGUCGUUCUGUCAGGCAUGCCUGAGUUGAGGCUUGGACUCAAUGAUAAAGUGCUCUUCGAAAUCACCGGACGAGAGAAGACCAAGUCUGUGGAGCUGGAAGAUGUGAAGUUUCAUCAGUGUGUGCGUCUGUCUCGCUUCGAAAAUGACCGGACCAUCUCUUUCAUCCCACCUGAUGGAGAAUCUGAGCUCAUGUCUUAUCGGCUCAACACCACGGUGAAGCCUCUAAUAUGGAUUGAGAGUGUAAUAGAGAAGUUCUCUCACAGUCGAGUAGAGAUCAAGGUUAAGGCCCGCAGUCAGUUCAAGAGCCGCUCCACUGCCAAUAAUGUGUCCAUCUUAGUUCCUGUUCCCAGUGAUGCUGAUUCACCCAAAUUCAAGACCACCACAGGACAGGCCAAAUGGGUUCCUGAGAAAAGUGCUGUGGAGUGGAACAUCAAGUCCUUCCCUGGUGGAAAGGAGUUCAUGAUGCGAGCUCAUUUUGGACUGCCGAGUGUUGAAAGUGAUGAACUGGAGGGCAGGAGACCCAUCACAGUCAAGUUUGAGAUUCCUUAUUUUACAGUGUCCGGCAUUCAGGUGCGAUACUUGAAGAUUAUUGAGAAAAGUGGAUACCAGGCAUUACCGUGGGUGCGUUACAUAACUCAGAGCGGAGACUAUCAACUGAGGACUAACUAAAAGAAGACCGCGCCAGUGUGUUGUGUCUUUUGUCGGUCCUGUUUCAUCAGUCAGACAGACACUGCCUUCACACAGCAGUCGGACAGCUCUACCCUCUCCUUUGCUUUCAGAUCAGGUUUUACUAAUUUAAAGAAGGAUGUCGGACAGUAAAGUUACUGAGAAACUCCUAUGAAACUAUUGAUUUUAAAUUAUAAUCCAGAGGUUGUGUUACAGAGCUAGAAUCUAUUAAUAUCUGUACCCUUAUGUUGUUCCAAACCUGUAUGUGUUUUCUCCAUUUAAACGCACACACAAAAUCUAUAAUAUAAAAGUCAAUGGGAUGGCACGGUGGCUCAGUGUUAAGCACUGUCGACUCACAGCAAGACAGUCACUGGUUCGAGUCCCAGCUAGGCCAGUUGGCAUUUCUAUGUGGAAUUUGCAUGUUCUCCCCGUGUUCAUGUGGGUUUCCUCCAGGUGCUCCAGUUUCCCCCACAAUCCGAAGGCAUUCGGUAUAGAUGAAUUGAACUAAAGUACAUAUUGCAUGAGUGUGUGUGAAUGUGAGAGUGUAUGGUGUUUC